Messenger RNA from Notolabrus celidotus (New Zealand spotty), 3936 nucleotides. RefSeq names its product rhomboid 5 homolog 1a (Drosophila) (gene rhbdf1a). The record is from RefSeq and is a predicted model, not a curated record. Lineage: Eukaryota; Metazoa; Chordata; Actinopteri; Labriformes; Labridae. Gene Ontology annotation, molecular function: serine-type endopeptidase activity. Bases 1062 to 3299 code for a protein of 745 amino acids. Gene Ontology annotation, cellular component: endoplasmic reticulum membrane. The transcript is spliced from 19 exons. Gene Ontology annotation, biological process: regulation of protein secretion; regulation of epidermal growth factor receptor signaling pathway.
CGUUCCCCGGCAGAAGCAGCGCCUCCCUGUGUACACACCGAUUGGUUGGAUGUCUUGACGGACUCGCCUUCUCCACAGACCGUCUCCAGUCCAGGGCGGGGCUGACUCUCCGUCAAACUGAAUUAGCCUACAACCGGCAGAAGAAAACUUACCCCGGGUCGGUCCAUGGAGCAGUGUGGGAAUGCUCUAUUCGUAGGCGGGGAGCAGAGACCCGGACGGCAGCCACAUUUCGGCCACAUACAUCAGCCUGGACUGCCCACACUGCUGCUGCUGUGAACAGGAGAGACCAGAUUUAACAUCACGGCACCGGGCUGGGCUUAAAAAACAUCUGCGGGUUGGAGAAAGAAGCGUGUUUAUUCCUGCUGCUAUCAGGAUGAUGUGAGAAAUUACUCAUUUACUACCUUGGAGAAGAAAAAAUCUGUGGAACCAGGUUUUUUUUCCACUGCUGGAGAUCAUCUGAGCUGCUUGUUCUAAGGCUGGCAGGCCUAGGGUGGGACAGAGAACAUGGCUGAACCACGGCGGGAGAGCACCAGCAGCCUGCAGAGGAAAAAACCUCCCUGGCUCCGAUUGGACAUUCCCACUGCUCAGAUGUCACUAGACGAGCCUCCCACGUUUGUUCAGCCGGUGAAGAGGCAGGGGUUCCUGCGCAGCAUCAGCAUGCCAGUGGAGACCUCUCACCUCCAGUCUCCACCCCGGGAAUUCUUUGACACCCGGCGGCCGGUCUUACAACGCCAGUCAUCCAUCACUCAGACCAUAAAGAGCACUUUUUCCUUCUGACUGCUUCUUGUUAUCUCUUAUCUUUCCUUCUCCCUCCAUCUAUUCCCUCUUGCCACCUUCCCUCCUUCACGCCCCCUGUUCUGCGUGGUCACAGCAGCAGAAGGGUGCACUUUGAGCGGAUUAACACGGUGCCCAUUAAGGGGCAGCGGGCUGCUCGCCGCAGCACCAGGAAACACCACUCGCUCUCCAGAACUCUGCUCAGGGGAACAGCGGACUGGUUUGGAGUCAGUAAGGACGGCGAUGCCACCCAGAAAUGGCAAAGGAAGAGCCUUCGCCACUGCAGCAUGCGCUACGGGAAGCUGAAACCGCAGGUGAUCCGAGAGAUGGAUUUGCCCAGCCAGGACAACAUCUCCUUAACCAGCACGGAGACCCCGCCUCCUCUCUACGUCCCCUCCUCCCAGCAUGGCAUGCAGAAGAUUGUGGACCCACUGGCACGAGGGCGAGCCUUUCGUAUGGUAGAGGAGGUAGAUGGCUACAGUGUGCCUCAGACCCCCAUCACCCCCGGUGCUGCCUCGCUAUGCUCCUUCACCAGCUCCCGCUCAGGUCUCAACCGACUGCCUCGACGACGGAAGAGGGAGUCUGUGGCGAAGAUGAGUUUCAGGGCGGCUGCAGCGCUAGUAAAGGGGCGCUCAUUACGAGACAGCACUCUACGACGGGCCCAAAGACGGAGCUUCACCCCAGCCAGCUUCAUGGAGGAGGACAUGGUGGACUUUCCUGAUGAACUCGACACAUCUUUCUUUGCCAGAGAUAUUCUGAUGCAGGAGGAGCUGUCCACGUACACAGACGAGGUGUUUGAGAGUCCAUCUGAGGCAGCCAUGAAAGACGCGGAGCCCAGCAGCAAGAAGGACGAGACCGAGCUGACAGGCAGCGCCCUGGAUAAGACUGAGCUGGAGAGAAGUCAUCUCAUGUUACCUCUGGAGCGAGGCUGGCGUAAAGCCAAAGAAGGAACUCCUGGACCACCAAAGGUGCCCUUACGGCAGGAGGUGGUGAGUGUGACGGGUCAGCGGCGCGGUCAGCGCAUAGUUGUACCUGUCAAGAAGCUGUUUGCCCGAGAAAAGAGGCCUUAUGGAUUGGGCAUGGUCGGGAAGCUCACAAACCGCACCUACCGGAAGCGUAUUGACAGCUACGUCAAGAGGCAGAUAGAGGACAUGGAUGACCACAGGCCUUUUUUUACCUACUGGAUCACAUUUGUCCAUUUACUUAUCACUAUCCUGGCUGUAUGCAUCUAUGGUAUUGCACCAGUGGGCUUCUCCCAGCAUGAGACAGUUGAUUCUGUUUUAAGAAACAAAGGGGUGUAUGAAAAUGUCAAGUUUGUACAGCAGGAGAACUUUUGGAUCGGGCCGGGUUCGGAAUCUCUGAUCCACUUGGGGGCCAAAUACUCUCCAUGCAUGCGGCAGGACAAGCAAGUGCAUGAUCUUAUCAGGAAAAAGAGAGCUGUUGAACGCAACUCUGCCUGCUGUGUGCGAAACGAUCGCUCCGGCUGUGUCCAAACCUCAGAGGAGGAAUGCUCGAGUACUCUAGCUGUGUGGGUGAAGUGGCCGAAGCAUUCCAGCGUUCCUAAGUUAAAUGGUACAGACAGACAGCAUGGCUCUGUGUGCCACCAGGAUCCCAGGAUAUGUUUAGAGCCUGCCUCAGUAUCACCUCAUGACUGGCCUGAUGACAUCACAAAGUGGCCGAUUUGCACCAGGUACAACACAGGGAACCACACCAACCUGCCUCACAUAGACUGUACCAUCACAGGCCGACCCUGCUGCAUUGGAACCAAAGGGAGGUGUGAAAUCACAUCUCGGGAGUAUUGUGACUUCAUGAUGGGCUACUUUCAUGAGGAGGCUACACUCUGCUCUCAAGUGCAUUGCAUGGAUGAUGUCUGUGGACUCUUGCCUUUCCUCAACCCUGAGAUCCCAGAUCAGUUCUACAGGCUCUGGCUCUCACUUUUCCUCCAUGCUGGGAUCCUUCACUGCCUAGUGUCAGUGGCUUUUCAGAUGACCAUCCUGAGGGACCUGGAGAAGCUUGCUGGCUGGCUGCGUAUCUCAAUCAUUUACAUCAUCAGUGGCAUCACUGGCAACUUAGCAUCAGCCAUCUUCCUGCCCUACAGAGCUGAGGUGGGUCCAGCAGGCUCUCAGUUCGGGAUCCUGGCCUGCCUGUUCGUAGAGUUGUUCCAGAGCUGGCAGAUCCUGGCGCAGCCCUGGAGAGCCUUCACCAAACUGCUGUGUGUGGUGCUCUUCCUCUUUGCCUUUGGGCUCCUGCCCUGGAUUGACAAUUUUGCCCAUAUCAGCGGCUUCAUCUCCGGCUUCUUCCUGUCCUUCGCCUUCUUACCCUACAUCAGUUUCGGCCGCAUGGACCUGUACCGCAAACGCUGUCAGAUCAUCGUCUUCCUGCUGGUGUUUGUCGGGCUCUUCUCAGGCCUCGUGGUGCUCUUCUACGUCUACCCAAUCAAGUGCGAGUGGUGUGAGUUGCUUACCUGUAUCCCUUUCACGGACAAAUUCUGCGAGAAGUACGACCUCAACGCUCACCUGCACUGAGACAUGGACAGUGUGAGGUCAACAGGAAGGCACCAGGUCAAAGGAUGUGGACUGAAAAGUGAUAUCAGCCAUUUCAUGUCUCUGCCCCUGUGUGUGCGGAGGGGAUCUCCUCCUUCUCUGUGAACAGUAUACUUGUGUUUUUUUACUCUGUCAGUAUGAAUACCUAUGCCACUCCUCUUAAGGACUUCCUUUAAUCACCUCCCUGUUCACGGGCAGUCAUUUUCCCUCCUUCACUGUCCAGUGAAACAAAGCUAUGGCACUUCUGAACCUCAUCACAGCACCCAGCUGCCCUUUACAUGUGAGGGAAGAAUUAGAGAAGCCACCACUGGUACAGAGAAAAGGAAUAUUUUUUUAAUUUACAGCACACUUCAGAUGAAAGGUUUUAUUAUUACUAUUCAGGCAACCUCAUAACAGAAGCAGGGACAAACAUCAUAUAUUGAUACCUUUGGUGCCUUGUUGAAAAAUGUACCAACUACUGCCAUAUUUUUGUUACGUUACGCUGAGCACUCGAAUGUUUUCUUUAAUCGGUUUAUUGCUUCUCAAGAAGUGAUGAUGGUUCUGAACAUGGUAGUGUUUUAGCUACCUGUCUACUCACAUGUAACUGAAAACAACAGUAAAAAAAAUCUAUAAAUUUAAA